Meloidogyne enterolobii is the source of this 580-nucleotide messenger RNA. The record is from the annotation of a GenBank genome assembly. NCBI's taxonomy places the organism in Eukaryota, Metazoa, Nematoda, Chromadorea, Rhabditida, Meloidogynidae.
AUGAACCCUAUAAAAGCUUGCCUCGAAGUACUCCAAACAACCUCUUCAAUACUAGCAACUCCAACCAACUCCAACCUUCGCGCUCUUCACUCUUCAAAUGCUGUUGACAACUCCCGACGACAGGAUCGUGUUCCCGGUCAAGGAGGACUCGCCGCCGGAGCCGCUCGUGGAGCUGAAGAUCGAGAACAAAGGAGACACGAUCCAGCUCUACAAAGUCAAGUGCACGAACAAUGAGCUCAUCAAGAUCCGGCCCCCUGUCGGCAUUCUGAAACCUGGAAGCUCGGCGACGGUUAGGCUUCUUCUCCUGACCAAGGAAGACCUGCCAGAGGACGACCGCCAAUACGUCGCGGUCUACAACCACGACACCGAAGACUCGAACACGAAGGCGCGAAUGCAGUGGGACAUGGUCAAGAAGGAGCAGGGCAUCAAACGUCUCUACGUGCGCUUCGAACGCGAAUAGGACGGAAGCGGAAGAUGCGUGAUGAUCAUGAAGUGCCACUGUGAUUGCCAUGUAGAAAAGAUUCUCACCCUUGUGAUAUAUUCCCACUGUAUAUUGUGUCCUAUAUGUUGUGCAAUCACU